AUGGCUUCAACAAUCACAAAUGGAAACGGUGUCAAUGGAGUAAACAAAACAUCCAAUGAGGAAACUCUAUUUGAAAAUCUCUAUGGGAUGGAGGUUUUCCGCACUGGAGAAUUCUUCCUCAAAUCUGGACAAAUGACACCAAUUUACAUAGACUUGCGUAGAAUUAUGAGUGCACCAAGGAUUUUGAGAAUGGCUGCUCAAUGCAUGUGCGAUACGAUUCGAUCGCAAAAUCUCAAAUUCGAUUACGUUGUCGGAGUGCCAUACGCAGCGCUUCCAUUAGCUACACUCGUCGCAGACAUUCUUGACAUUCCAAUGCUCAUGAAAAGAAAGGAAGCAAAAUCAUACGGAACGAAGCAGCUUAUUGAGGGAGUAUAUCAAGCUGGAGGCACUGUUCUUCUCGUAGAAGACGUUGUUACUUCCGGAGAAUCCAUAAGAGAAACUGCUGAGGCCAUAAGAAAGGAGGGUCUCAAUGUCAAUGAUGCAAUUGCUGUUCUUGACAGACAGCAAGGAGCGACAAACAACUUGGCUGCGGACAAGAUCAAUUUCUUGAGCUUCCUCACAAUGGAGAACAUACUCGACGGUCUCAUCCGCAAGGGCGACAUCACCGAGCAGCGAAAGCACGAGAUCAUCGAGCAUCUCGCAAAGCCAUUCUAA
Messenger RNA from Caenorhabditis bovis, 654 nucleotides. The record is from the annotation of a GenBank genome assembly. NCBI's taxonomy places the organism in Eukaryota, Metazoa, Nematoda, Chromadorea, Rhabditida, Rhabditidae.